Molecule: messenger RNA, 1199 nt
Organism: Penaeus indicus
Lineage: Eukaryota; Metazoa; Arthropoda; Malacostraca; Decapoda; Penaeidae
Exons: 5
Coding region: 24-944 (306 amino acids)
Source: RefSeq, a predicted model, not a curated record
UCAGUCAAGAGAGCCGGGUGACGAUGGCUUCCCAUUUUUCCUGGUUCCUGUUUUCCCUGUUGGCACUCCUCUUCUGCCACGAUGCCGCCCUCUCUGCCAAGACGCCUGAGGAGCUUGACAUCCAGACACUGGAAAAAAUGAAGGAAAAGGUGAAAGAAAAGGUCAAGGACAACAAUCAGUUUGGUGUGCUGUAUCUGCCAGGGAAGAACCUCGAAGGCCAAGAAUGCCAUAAACUAAGAUUCAACAAUCCCAGAGGAGUUAAUGGACACUGUAAUUUUGCUCCCGUGUUCAGACUUCCAAAUCCAUUAAAAGGAAAUAAAGAGACAGUAACUCACAGUGAGUGGCAGCUGAUCCACACGGCGCUGACGCCCAUGCUCGAGAAAUGGAAGGAAGGAAAUGCCAGGAUGAAAAGAAUGUACAGAACGAAAAGAGGUAAAAACAACAAAAAUAAACGCCAAAGGAAGAAGGCUAAAGGAAACAACAUCAACUCUGGAAACACCAAGAAAGGAAAUGAAGCAGGAAAGAGCAAAGGCGGGACCCAGAAAGGGGGCCAGACGGACUCCAGCAACUGCCCCGAAGCGCUCUAUCUCUACUCCCGCCUCGCUCCGGACUACGACAGCAAGAGAAGGCGCUCUGGCUUCACGUGCACGCAGGCCAUUGUCAACACCAUCCCAGAAAUCCUCAGGAAUGUUACUUGUGAAACUACAAGGAUCGUCGUUGGAUUUUCCGUGGUAAAACCAGCAUUCAUGAAAGUAGCAUGUGAAGGUUACGACCUCAUGAAGACCAACGGAAUAAGAGAGUACCACCUGGACAGCGAUCUUCCCAACAAGGAAUUCAACUGCAAGGACGCAUCCGGACCCACCCAGGCUAAGGGAAGCAGUUCGAAACCCGGCAAGAACGUUAACAAGAAGGGUAAGUCCAAAGCCGUAGGACCGGGUCGUUAGGGAGGACUCUCGCGUGGCAUUCCUGUUGCUGCGACGAGAGGCUCUCUGGGCACGGCGAGGCAAGAAGCGUUGCAAGAUGGAUUGGCUCGGAAAACGGACCCGGAAUGCGUCGGUUCGCAAGCUGUGUUGAUUAGGCUUGGGGCUGGAUUUGAUCUUUUGGUUUGAUUCUUUUUUCACUUUGUUAUUUGGUAAAAUUGGAUUUUUUCUUAAAAUACACACACACACACACACACACACACACACACACACACACAC